Lingula anatina is the source of this 3427-nucleotide messenger RNA. Its product is annotated as pre-mRNA-splicing regulator WTAP. The record is from RefSeq and is a predicted model, not a curated record. Gene Ontology annotation, biological process: mRNA modification; regulation of alternative mRNA splicing, via spliceosome. Lineage: Eukaryota; Metazoa; Brachiopoda; Lingulata; Lingulida; Lingulidae. Gene Ontology annotation, cellular component: nucleus.
CAUGGCGGCCCCCUUGCAAGGUUGGUGUUGUUUCGAUUUCACAAAAAGGAUUUAAUAUUAUAUGUGUCAGACGUACGUGCAAUGAAAAAAGGACUGGAGCUUGACAAUCAAAAUUGUUCAUAGAAAAGGUGAAGAAUACUAAAGGAUAACAAUGGGUGAUGAUCCUCCAGCUAAAAGGAUUCAUUUAAGUGAGACAGAGGUAAACAACUUGUCAAGAGAAGAAUUUGCAGCAAUAUGGAAAGACCAAGAGCGAUAUAUAGAUCAAUUGGAGGCCUUAAAUUGUGGGAGUAAAGACACAAAUGAGGAAAUUACAGGCUUAAGAGAAUCGGAAGAAAAGUUAAAACAACAGCAGCUAGAAGCUACCAGACGAGAAAAUGUGUUAGUUAUGAGGCUCACCACUAAAGAACAGGAGCUUCAAGACUACAUUACACAAAUUCAAGAAAUAAAGCAAGCUCAAGUACCAAGCUCAGCCCAACUGCGCAACAUGCUCCUGGAUCCAGCAGUCAAUUUGAUGUUCCAGCGAAUGAAAAAGGAGAUGGACAGUAGCAAGGAAAAACUCGAACAGACACAAAAUGAACUCAGUGCCUGGAAGUUCACCCCUGACAGCCAAACAGGAAAACGUCUAAUGGCCAAGUGUAGAAUGCUGUUGCAAGAAAAUGAAGAACUUGGUAAAGUGAUUUCAUCUGGUAGAACAGCCAAACUAGAGGGAGAAAUUGCAUUGGAAAAGAAGUUGGUAGAAGAAUUGAAAAACAGUCAAGCAGAAACAGAGGAAUUCCUUGUUGAAAUAGAUGAAGAUGUUGAAGCAAUGCAGAGCACUAUAUACUUAUAUCAACAACAACUGAAAGAAGCCCAGGAGCAAAUUAUCAAGCUUCAAGAAGAAAAUGAACAGCUUAGGGGUGGGAAAAUGACAGAAGACAUAAAACCAUAUGAUGUGGUAGGUAAGGCGAAAACUGAAUUUGAGCAGAUGGAGGAUAAUAUGUCACGGACGUCUACACCUAGCUAUGUGUCAAACACAGAAAUGCCCAUGGAAACUGAGGAAUAUAGGACAUACACAUCACUAAGCCCACAUGAACCAGAGACUACAAAUGGGGAACACCAAAAUGCCAUGGAAAGUACAGACUCGGAUGACACAGCAGCACAAAUGUUUGGUCACAGACACACAAAUCUACAGCAACAGACUACAGGAUCAAAUAACCAUAGUAAUUGUCCACCUGUGCUUCUCAAUGACUACCCCACUGAGAGCACAGAUGCAUCCAGUGAUGCGUGGAGUCCUACCCAAGUAAAACACUCUGAUCACAGCUUGGAAGGGGAGGGGUUUCCCAUUAGUGACAAGUUACCACAGCAUGAUGCAAAUGGGAAAAAUAGUAUUAGAAAUGGGGUAGAAAAUGAAACAGUUGAUUACAUAACAGAUGAAGAAACUUGAAUUGGCUGUUUCCUUCUAUUUUUUAUGCCCAUCAUCCCAUGGAUGGGUGGGCAUAUUGCAACUACCAUGUUGGAUACAGUUAACAAGCCGGACAUUUAUUUAAAGGGGCUGGUGAAAAAAAGAAAAUACAGUAAUGACUUUUCAAUAGGGAAAAUCAUCAGUCUUUCAGAUAAUUUUGGAAUCAUUUCAAAUUAUACUCUGUACAGCAUUUUGGUGCUUUUACUGUAUAGAAUAGAACUAUUGGCAUUUUUUCCCUUACCACUCAAUAGGCAUGUUAUAAAAGAUCCAUUUAUUAUGUCAGUAAUAUUUAAAAUUCACUUUUGAGAUGUAUCCAUGUUUUAGUUCCAAGUGACAAAAUUUAAAAAUUUUAAACACCCAUGUUAGUACAUUACCUCUCUUUCUGAACUUCUCUGAGGACAGGUUAUACUUUUUGGUCAUAUUUUUACAGAUAAAUGUCUAAUUAAUGUCACAAAAUGUAAUCAAAUUCACCACCUGAUGAACCUUGCUGCCCGCCAACCAUCUUGACAGUUGUAAAUCAUGUGAAAUCCAGAAGUCUGCAAGAAUUGAGCUUGUAGGGAUGGCAGAAUUGUAAAACCACCACUUAAGUGAGAAUAGACCAACUGGACUGUUACAGAGUUUUGGCAAUUAUCAGAAAAAAGAGGAUCAAAGGUUGGUUGGUUGGAAAAAAAAUACCAUUUAACCAAGGAAAAUUUAAGUAUGCGUUUUUUGCAAAGAAAGUCCUACACUUUGCACCUUUACGUACCUAUAUUUUUACUGUGAAUUUUAUUUGUAAAAUUUACAAGAUGCUUUAUAUCACCCAGAAGUACUUCUUUUCACAAGAAAUACAAGGCACAUGCUCUUUUCUCUAAAAAGAGGAGUGUGACACUGUUAAUAGCCGGGCUGCAAUUUUACUGGUUGGAGUUGCACUGCUUCAUAGAUGUCAUCUUUUUCAUUCGUAAGAGGGUGGGUAUUAAUGAUCAUAGAUCUUCUCUACAUCUAUACAAUAAAAGAACCAGAGCCAUAGAGCAAGUCCUAGAUGAUAGUUGAUAUGAAUUUCAGAUAAAAUUAGGUAAAGUGCACUGAAGAUAAACCAAAAGUGUAUGAAAAGAAACUGCAUUAUUGAUAUAGAAUAAGAGAAAAGCCUGAUCACUGUUGUGUAGUAGAUUGGUGUUAUAAUGCAAUCAAGUUUUUUAUGUAAAGUUAAUAUUGUGUGUACAUAAAUUUAUUGAAAACAUUUACGUAUAUGUGUGGAUGUAUGUAAUUGGUAUUUCUUGUAUAUAUUAUUGGUUAUCAGUGAACUUGGCAGCAUCUCUUACAUGUAGUGCCAGAUAAAUUGGUGUAUAUGCUGCAGGUUCUAUCUUUGAUUGAGGAGUCCUUUUUCCUUCAAGUUCAUAAAGCAUUGCUAAAAUUCAUUUAAUUACCAAUUAAGAUGCCACACCUAACCUUUUUAAGAUCUAAAAAUGAGUUAUUUCUAUGAAAUUCAUUUGGUUUACUCGGUCUUUAUAAAAUCUGACAAGAAGGGAAGUGUUAGAUAUUUUUGUGUGUUUUUGUACUUAUGUUAGUGAGUUGAGAGGGGACAGCAGAAAUAAACAUGCCAACAUCUUGAUAUUGCCUUUACCUGAUCUGUUUCUGUUUCAAAGAUCAUGGGGAUUUCUCUUUUUUUGUUCAUCAGGGUCAAAUACAUUUGACCAAAAAUAUUUAGAAAGACUUGUUAAUGUACUGAUAUGUAUUGUUCCAUUUAUUUCUUUAAAAAACCUUCACUUUUCUCUUUGGCAGAAGACUGGGAUGCCUGAUGAUGAUGGAUUAUUUUGGUAGAAAUAGCUUUAAUGUGAGACCUUUGCUAAGGUUUAUAUUCGUAAAUUCAACUUCUAUUUUUCAAAAUAAUUGAAAUUGUUUCUGUUUGUUUACCCAAGCAGAUUAUGAUUAUGAAAAAAGUUUUUGGUCAUAUUUCACAUAUAGUCUACAUCUUGAUUUGCUGUCUUAUAAAUAAAACAGUCAUUUUAA